This is a messenger RNA of Nilaparvata lugens (brown planthopper), 2258 nucleotides long. RefSeq lists its product as uncharacterized. The transcript has 16 exons. The record is from RefSeq and is a predicted model, not a curated record. The coding region runs from base 323 to 2170 and encodes 615 amino acids. Lineage: Eukaryota; Metazoa; Arthropoda; Insecta; Hemiptera; Delphacidae.
UCUCUAACUAACUAUCCUUGGUGAAUUAAGAGUUAAGAGUCUUUAUGCAAAAUGUCAAGUUAAUAGGUUUGAUAGUCAGAUUUGAUGUAAAUGUGUGGCGUAAAUUUGUAUUUAAAGGUGCUCGAAACCCAAACCGGCAAUCAGCUUCAAGGAGGCUUAUGGAAUCGAGGUUUUGAAACACUUGUAUCGCCCGCUAAGAAAAUCGGCUGGAGAAAGACCUCAGGUUGACAUUUCUCAAUAUUUUGUUUACACGAAACAAGAAGUUUGGCAUUGUACAAAUGGAAGCCUGGGAUCUUCUUUCCUAAGAGUGAUUAAUGAACUGAUGAGCAUCAAGGAGAUAUAUGAGGUGAAAUAUUACUAUGGAGUUGAGAUAUCACUAGUCAACUACGGCUACGAGAGGAGUGUAAAAGUCUCAGAAAUAAAAUACGUUGAAGAAAAAGGGAAUAGAUUGGAUGUACUAAAACUCUAUGGCAAUGUAUCGGUAAUUCUAGAAGCGGAUGAAAUGAUACCACAAGCAAUUCCAAAUUUGUCUGAACUAUAUAUGAGCCAACCUGGAAAUCCAUAUACGCCCACAAAGGAUGUGAAGUUCCGAGCUAAAGACAAGGCUAUCAAUUCCAUUAGAAUUUCUGAGGAAGGCAGAACACUAAGAAUUGGUUCAUCUUGGGAAAAACAUGAACAACUUUCAAAUUCCUUUGUACAUCAAUGUAGGAUUGAAUUGGGCAUAAGUCCCCCGCUAUUCAAACCAGAAUGUUUCCAAUUACAUAGUUUUGAGAACUCACGCAAUAUAUCUGCUAAAAUCUCGGACCGUGAUUUUCCAAAAUUAUUCACAAUUGUUAAAAGAAGAGUUUGGAUUUGCUACAGUGCUAAAUUGAUACCUGUGUUCUAUCGUGUGUUGAAUGAAGUGAUUGGCAGAGUACCAAUUAAAGAGGUUGCAUAUGAGGAUGGAAUAAUAGCAUUAUCUUCUAUCAAUAUACGUGAUGGAAAAAGCGUCAGGUAUACAGAAGUCAAUUAUUUCGAUGUCACUUUCAACAAUCAUCUGAAUCAUGAAGUUCAUUUUCAACUGAUGAAGAAAGAAGCUUCUCAUUCUUAUUGUAAAACUGGCAGUAAAACAUUCAUAGACAUGGAAUACAAGCUAUUGGGAGAAAUCGCUCCACAAUAUGAAAUUUUAAAAGUUUAUAGAACAUUAAUUAAUCCUGAAGGAUAUGAUUUGAGAGUUGGAUCGCAAGCCAUGUAUUCUCUAAAAUCAGAAAAAUCCGAGUUAAUAUGUAGAAUAAUUGAGGAGGAAUCGCACAAUACUGAAUUGAAAGUGAAAUUAAUCGAGGAUGGCGUGUUUCACAGUAUAGUAUCUAUCGUAGAUGACUGGAAGUUCUUUGAGUAUCUCAGCCAAAGGACUUGGAAAUGUUCAUCUGAUGAAGUGACUGUUAUUAGAGUUGUUAAUAAACUUAAAGUUUAUUUAAAAAUUCAUGAGAUUGAAACUUUUGAUGGAGUGGAUAUCAAGGGAAUACCUUGGAGAUAUCUAGGUUCAAACUAUGUAGAAAUUACGGAAACAAAGUUCUUGGAUCAAUCUAAUCGAAUACUGAAAUUUGAGGGUACCAUAACUUUUGCUGGAGAGGAUGAAUGCUCAAACAUUCGCAAAUAUAAAAAUGCUAGGGAGUUUGUAAGAAAAUCUGCGGAAGAAGUAGUUCCGUACUACGGUACACCGAUGACAGUAAGCUUUGGAGAUAAUGUUCAGAACAGGAAACAAAUUGGAUAUAAUAAACUAAUCGUUGGUGGAAGACAGAAUUCAAUGAACUUUCCAGUUGUUCUAGAAAAAAAAUUGGGAGGAAGGGAGUUUGUAGCUGUAUGUCAUCUCAAAUCUGAAUAUCCGAUGAAGAUAUUUCCGACUUUUGAAAUAAUGAACAGCGAUUUGAAAAGUCUUGAAGCAAUGAAUGAUUACAGAGACAAUUCCACAUAUUCAAAAUAUUUUGAUAAUGAGUUGAGUGAGGUUUGGAAUUGCGCAAAGGAAACUAAUGAUGACUUGCCGUUUCUGAGAGUUGUCAAUCGACAAUGCAUGAAGAAACACGUUCCUAAUAAGGAGGCUUUUUGUGGCUUGAAGAAGAAAAUCACAUUGGGACAUGGUCAAGUGGAACUGAAGACUUAUCUACUGAUGAGAAAAGAUUCAAAUUGUUAAUUGACGAUUCUUGAUUUCUGCCAGCUGUCGUUGUGUUUUGGUGUUCAUGGCCACUUGUAGUUUCGGUUUUUGUCUCAAUUAUGUCUUU